CCCACUUUUCUCCGUGCUCACUUUUUGAGAUCUCCGCUCCCAUUUUCCCCGUGCCCACUUUUUCAGCAAUAAUAGACCCGUAGCAAGAUGGAAUCUACUUUUUCGAGUUUUCAGAGCAAUAAUAGAACCAUAGCAAGAUUUCUAAGCAAUAAUUGAUCAUCUUUCUCUUCUAGUACAUCUGAGCUGAGCCCCAUCCCACCACCACACAAUCGAAUCUUAUCUUCUCACAUGUAUUUUUAUUUUUAAAUUUUGUGUUUCAUCUGGUUGAUUGCUCCCCAGAAUUAAUUCUAGAUGUGUUGUUUUGAUUAAGCUAGCAUAUACCAAAAUAAGGCCAUUAUGACGUCAGUUCCAGAAGGCCUCUUCAUUGGCAAAUUUGUAGCAAUUCUCGAGAGUGAAGCAGCCUCCAUAGCGGGUGUUGGUGAUCAAGUUGAUGAGAUUAAGCAGGAGCUGGAAUUCAUGAAAGCCUUCUUAGCGGAUGCUGACGGGCGCAACAAAGCACACACACAAGUAGAGGAGGUGUGGAUCAGAAGCGUUCGAGACUUGGCCAAUGAUGUUGAAAACAUCAUUGAUGAAUUCAUGUAUCACGUGUACGAGCAGCAAAUUGGCGGUCGAUUUGCCCGGUGGAUCCACAAAACCAUUCAGUUUCCAAAGCAACUUUGGUAUAAGCGUAAAAUAGCUACAAAGUUGCAGAAAAUUGCGAUUGCAAUUAAAGCUAUUCCAGAGAGAAAUAAAAGAUAUGGUGGUGGUGCAGCUGUAGAAGGAAAAAGUACUUCUGAGGAUAUUCUCAGAUGGGUGCAGAAUCAAGCGGAGUCUUCUCUUUAUCAGAAGGAGGAUGAACUUGUCGGGAUUGAAGGCGAUAAGAACAUGUUACUGGGAUGGCUGAGGGAUGAAGCCAAGCACCAAACUGUUGUGUCCGUGGUCGGGAUGGGAGGAUCAGGGAAGACAACUCUAGUUGCAAGGACCUUCACCGACGACGUUGUGAAGAGCCAUUUCGAAUGCUAUGCGUGGAUUACUGUUUCCCAGUCUUAUGUGAUUGAAGACUUACUUAGAAGAUUGAUCAAAGAAUUCCACAAAGCAAAGAAGGAAGACCCUGCAGACAUGAAUGCCAUGAGUUAUAACGAAUUGCUGGAGAUUUUGGUGAACUGCUUGGAGACUAAAAGGUACCUAGUUGUAUUGGAUGAUGUGUGGGAUGUCCACCUUUGGGAGAAAAUAAGGUUUUCAUUUCCAGAUAAACAACUUGGAAGUCGAGUCAUGCUUACAACUCGAAGAGAAGACAUAGCAUCCUCUUCUUUUGGAGUUGAAAGCCAUGUUCACAAGAUUCAACCGCUGGAAAAAGGUGAUGCGUGGGAGCUCUUCAGCAUGAAAGCAUUCUCAAGUUAUCCAAACAAAUCUUGUUCAACAGAACUUCUGCCUUUAGCUCGGGAACUUGUGGAGAAGUGUGAAGGCCUACCUCUAGCGAUCGUAGCCUUGAGUGGUCUUAUGUCUUCUAAGAAGUCACUUACAGAGUGGAGCACAGUCUACAACAGCUUAAAUUGGCAUUUAACAAACAAUCCUUUGCUAGAACCUAUGAAAAGCAUCUUGUUGUUUAGUUUUAAUGAUUUGCCAUACCGAUUGAAGCAAUGCUUUCUAUAUUGUUCCCUUUUCCCCGAAGAUCAUGUGAUCGUAAAUAAUAGGCUCAUCUCAUUGUGGAUCGCUGAAGGAUUUGUUGAACAUGUCGAAGGGCUCACACCAGAAAAAGUUGCAAAUGGCUAUCUUAUGGAACUCAUUUUUCGUAACAUGCUACAGCAAAGGUUUCGAGGACCCCUCCCAGCAUGUAAGAUGCAUGAUCUUUUGAGGGAGAUUGCUCUGUCUAUAGCAAAAGAAGAAAAGUUUUGCGCUGUACAUGAUGGGAGUGAAACAAUAGAAGAAACUGGGGCACUCCGUUUGUCAAUUCAAACAACUAAUGGAGAAAUUGGAUCAUGCACACGUAUAUCACGGCUUCGUUCGUUUCUUGUCUUUGCCACUGCCGUAUCCUCAUUCUCUUUCCCAAAUAAAUUACCUUUUGACCUUAAAUUGUUGACGGUUCUAGAUUUGGAGGAUGUCCCAAUUGAUAAUCUGCCAGACAAUCUAACGUCCUUAUUUAAUUUAAAGUUUUUAAAUUUGAGUAGAACUCCAAUUAGGGAGCUUCCAGAAUCCAUUGGAAAUCUCCGCAACCUUCAGACCUUAAACAUCACGCUGACAGAAAUAGUUGCACUUCCAAGAGGGAUUUCCAAGUUGAUAAACUUGCGCCAUUUACUUGUGGGCAGGUUCAUUUCCGGAAAUUUUAUUGGGGUAAGAAUAUCAUCAAGUAUUAGUAAGAUGAAGAAAUUGCAAUCUUUGGCAUAUAUUGAAUCAGAAGGAAAUAGUAUUAGACUUAUUGGAAAUAUGACCCAGCUUAAGAACCUUGGCUUUACAAAUGUGAAAGAAAGAGACGCCGAGGACCUAUGUGCCUCAAUUCAAGAGAUGAAGGCGCUUUCCUCCUUGGGUUUAAUUGUAGCAGAGGGAGAGGAAUUUCUUCGAGUUGACGCAUUGUCUUCACCGCCUCCCUGCCUUGAUAUACUUGACCUGGUCGGCAAACUGGAAAAGGUACCACAUUGGUUUUGUUCUCUCCUGUCUCUCACAAAAUUGAAUCUGCAUGGGUCCAGACUUGAAGAAGAUUUACUACCUCAUAUUGAAGCGUUACCCUCUUUACAUUUUCUUUUCCUUGAUGAUGCCUCUGUUAGGAAAGAGUUAUGUUUCAGCAGAGGCUUUGUGAAGCUUUGGUUUUUGCGGUUGGGGAAUCUCGCAUUAUUAAAUAAGAUAACUAUAGAAAAAGAGGCGAUACCAAAUCUCAAGGUCUUAUUCAUUCAUAGUUGCAUGAUGUUAGAAACAUUGCCACAGGGUGUUGAGCACCUUACUAAACUACAACAAUACAGAUUUGAUAAUGUUUCAGAGAAGUUUAGAGAGUCCAUAAAAGAAGGAGGUGUGGAUCAUCCAAGGAUGCUACUCGUCGACGACAGAUGUAAGAAAUAUACAAACAAGUCCAGAUUGAAAAGCUUCACAAGUGGAGAUGGCGCUCACGUCUCAGAUAUCCUCGGAUCUAUAUAAUUUAGAAUUAUGGUGGAGGUAUGGGUGCAAAGGAAGUUUGGAACCAUUUGUUGGAUAGGGACUGUGUAUAAGUUUUGGUCCUAUUUUCUGUAGGAUUUUUACUGAUAGCUGGGGGUGUUUUGUUGUAAGAUUGUACUGUUUUGAUGGAUAAUCUUUUUUAUCUGUUUCUUAUUCAGGAGUAGUAGUUCAUGAUUUUUGACAUGUUCGUUUGUUAAAACUUUGAAGGGUUUUGAAGAUAAGAAAACAAUUUAUUUA
Messenger RNA from Prunus dulcis (almond), 3360 nucleotides. RefSeq names its product disease resistance protein RPM1-like. The transcript is spliced from 3 exons. Gene Ontology annotation, molecular function: ADP binding. The record is from RefSeq and is a predicted model, not a curated record. Lineage: Eukaryota; Viridiplantae; Streptophyta; Magnoliopsida; Rosales; Rosaceae. Bases 337 to 3105 code for a protein of 922 amino acids. Gene Ontology annotation, biological process: defense response to other organism.